AUGCUGCCGCUAUUCGGGAUGUUCUUCUUCCUGGCCCUCUUAGUAAUGCGCAGCAGAAAGCAUCGUGGUGGAAAGCUGACGGAGGUCUCCAUCAGUCUCCUGCUGGAUACGCUGGAGGGUGCACCGACUGGCGACAUACAGCAGGCGGUGAUAGGAGCUUCGCAGUGUGUGCUCUAUUUCUCCAGCGGAGCCAGGCUGUUUGCGCGCUUGCCGACUGCCGUGAGCCCCGUGAGGGAGGAGCUUUGGUCAGCACUGCGCCGUGCCAAGGUUCGGAUCGUGGCCGAACAUGUAAGCGGGGUGCCGCAGAUCUUCGUCAGCGGCCUUUUCUUGGUGGUCUACCUGGGAAUGGUCUGGACGAUGAUGCGACGCAUGACGGGUGGCCGCGGCAAGGGCUGGGGCGAUGCCCGGAAGAAGGUGAUGCAGGCCCAGCAAGCCUCUGGGUCUAACGCCUUGGUCACGCGCUUCGAUGACAUCGCGGGCAUCGACCGCUCAAAGCUCGAGGUCCAGGAAGUGGUUGAGAUGCUGCGAUCUCCCGGAAGGUAUGCCGCCCUAGGUGCAAGUGUUCCCAGGGGUGUGCUGCUGGCUGGCCCGCCUGGUUCCGGGAAGACUCUCCUGGCCCGCGCCACUGCCGCCGAGGCUGGUGUGCCCUUUCUCAACGCUGCGGCCACCGAGUUCGUUGAGCUCUUUGUUGGCCGCGGUGCAGCUCGUGUGCGCCAGCUCUUCGAACGAGCGCGGAAGAUGGCGCCGUGUAUUGUGUUUAUCGACGAGAUCGAUGCGCUUCGGGCCCGCUCCAACAACCUCAUGGGAAUGGCCGGCGGCAAUCAGGAGGCUGAGUCUACGUUGAACCAGCUACUGACGUGCAUGGACGGCUUGGCCACUCGCGAGCCCGGCCGCCCGGUUGUCGUCAUUGCGGCCACCAACAGACCCGAGGUUCUGGAUGAAGCGCUACUCCGCCCAGGACGCUUCGAUCGAGUCGUUCAGGUGCCGCUUCCAAAUGCUGCCGGGCGACUGGAGAUUCUGAAAGUCCACCUUCGCUUGCGUUCGGUGCCUGUGGCCCCAGAGGUUACCGCGGAACAGCUGAGCGAGAUCGCCGAAAGGUGUGACGGCUUCCCAGGUGCUGCUUUGGAAGCCAUCGUGAACGAGGCCGCCAUCCGUGCUGCUCGUCGGAACUCAUCGACGGUCAGCAUGGUCGAUUUUGAAGCGGCUGUGUCGGAGUUCAACCAGUCUCGAGAGAAGACGAGGCAAGAUUUCCCGUGGAAGCUGUAG
Molecule: messenger RNA, 1266 nt
Organism: Symbiodinium sp. CCMP2592
Lineage: Eukaryota; Dinophyceae; Suessiales; Symbiodiniaceae
Source: the annotation of a GenBank genome assembly